AUGUUCAGUCCUAUGGCCUUUGCCCCACCCAACCUGAUGAACGCCCUGCACCCGUUGAACCCUACUAUGAACGCUAAUCCAAUGGCUAAUCCGAUGAACAUGCCGCAACCAAUGAACGCCCCGCACCCGUUGAACCCUACUAUGAACGCUAAUCCAAUGAACAUGCCGCAACCAAUGAACGCCCCACACCCGUUGAACCCUACUAUGAACGCUAAUCCGAUGGCCUUCUCCCCACCAAACCUGAUGAACAACCCCAGAACAACAGGGGACUUCUGUUCCAUUGCUGAACACGCCUUCUGA
Molecule: messenger RNA, 300 nt
Organism: Puccinia triticina
Lineage: Eukaryota; Fungi; Basidiomycota; Pucciniomycetes; Pucciniales; Pucciniaceae
Exons: 2
Coding region: 1-300 (99 amino acids)
Source: RefSeq, a predicted model, not a curated record